GAAAUGAAAGGUACGAGCUGGCGCACUGUGCACGCGCACACCCUUCCAAGCGGCGUAGGUGUCGUUUUCUCCAUUUGCCUUGGAAUUAGGUGGCACAGUGACGCGCAGUGCGAGCCGGUCAGCUCCUUCCUCCGGCAACUUCUUCCCCGUCGACGCACACGCAAAGAUCUGCCUUCGCUCCUUCAUCCCGUCGUCGAGCUUACCGCUAGUCUGUUGGUGUAGCCAGGUCCACAAGUGCUCCAAAUAGGUCUGUGGAUAUCGGAGAUUAGGUUCGCGAGUCGGUGGUUUGAAAUUCUCUCGAUGUUGAUUCGAUCGGAAAAGAAUUAUAGGCUUUCGGCUCUAAUCUUUACCUCUUCGAUUCUCCUGCUCUGCUGCUUUCCCGAUUUGACGCUUUCCGCUGUCGUUACGCUGGAUUCCAUGGAAAUUUAUAAAACUCACGAGUGGCUAAAGAGUUGGAAACCGACGGUGUACUUCCGCUGCAAUGGGGAGAACGAAACUGAGUUGCCUGAUGUCAAAGAAGUCAAUGUCACGUACAGCUUCAAUGGCGAUGAAUCUUGGCAGCCAUUGACAGAGCUUACCUCCAAGAAAUGCAAGCGUUGUGGGUUCUAUGAAAAGGAUAGCUUUAAAUCCGACGAUGUCUUUGACGAAUGGGAGUUCUGUCCUUCGAACUUUUUGGAUUCUGAUGGCAAGUAUCGGCGGGUCAAGGAGCACGAAUUCGAUGCAAGCUUUUUGUGCAAACAUUGCGUGCCUCUGGCAACUGAUUCGAGUGGAGACUCUAAUAGCUCACCUCCCAAGGGGAAAGGAAAGCAUGUUGCUGUGAUUGUACUGAUCUGCGCCCUAGUUUCCGCUAUGUUGAUUCUGGGGUCAGUUGCAGCAUACAAGUACUGGCUAAGGAAGAAGAGGGAACAGGAACAAGCUCGAUUUCUGAAACUUUUCGAAGACGGUGAUGAUGUUGAGGACGAUUUGGAUAUGGAUACAUUAUAGAUGAAUACUCAGUAGCUUUCUUACUUUCCUGUACAGAUAACGUUGCAUUUUACGUGAACUGGACGCUAACAGAGCAUUGAUUAUUCAAGCAUAAAUCUUCAUUUCUUCAGUGACUGGUUGAAGUUAUC
This is a messenger RNA of Linum tenue, 1112 nucleotides long. The record is from the annotation of a GenBank genome assembly. Lineage: Eukaryota; Viridiplantae; Streptophyta; Magnoliopsida; Malpighiales; Linaceae.